AUGGGAGGUGUAUCUUCUUCAACAGCAAACUCUACUGAUUCUAAUAAAUCCGAUGUAUCGCCGAGCUCAUCAGUUCCUGACAAUUCCCAUAAUCACAAUUCAUCCACAACCUCAUCAAACUUUCCUAUGUCCUCGGCAGAUUCUUCAGUUGCCACCGAAACUUCUGAGGCAUCAGAUCAAUCAAAGAAACUCACUGAUGCCAAUGGAGAUGAAGGUCAAGAAGAGGAAGAGGAAGGAGAGUGUGCGUUUUGUGUGUACAUGAAGGGAGGUGGGUGCAAAGAUGCAUUUAUAGCAUGGGAGGAUUGCAUCAAGGAGGCAGAGGAUAGCAAGGAGGAUAUGGUGGAGAAGUGCCAUGAGGUUACUCGGUCCUUGAUGAAAUGUAUUGAGGCUCAUGCCGAUUAUUACGAGCCAAUUUUACGGGCAGAGAAGGCUGCUAAAGAAGAAGCUGUGAAAGAAUUGGAGAAGGAAAAGGCAGCGAAAGAAUCAGAAUCAAAUGUGGCUGAAAAGGAAGUGGUGAUAGUUGUGGAUUCAACGGAUUGA
Molecule: messenger RNA, 540 nt
Organism: Dovyalis caffra
Lineage: Eukaryota; Viridiplantae; Streptophyta; Magnoliopsida; Malpighiales; Salicaceae
Source: the annotation of a GenBank genome assembly